UAAGUUGAACUCGGCCAUUUAGUACAUGCAGCUUAAGACUUUCAUGGAUAUCGUUAAAGAAUUUUGAUAAAAAGUUUUUAAUUGAAAACUUCAAAAAUUUUUUUUUGUAAAGCAAUUUGUGCGUGUGGGCGGCGACAUUUUAUGUUAAAUCAACGGAAAAUUAGAGUUUAAGCGUUAUGCGAGUUCCCGAUAUUCCCGUAACAGCUGGAUACGCUGCACAAUCACACAAUACAACAACAUUUGGUACACAUUAUCAAGGCGACAACAAAACAGGCACAAAUAAAAGCUUUUUAUCGGUACUUGGCGGCGAACAAAUCAAAUACGAGAACCUACCGAAGGAAGGGAAUCAAUAUCAAGAUCGUCAAGCAUUGGGGCGAAGGUACAGCUCUUCGGCAGAUGAGUUUGUGCAAAAAGCUUUAAAUUCUUCGCCCUCUGAAUAUACACCACAUAGAUUCAAUUAUAAUCUAACAACGCCCCAUUAUUGCUGCGGAGCACUACCACCUGAAGCCGAGAAGGAGCAAUUUGAUGACUUCUCCAAUAACGACGCUCAAAAUAGUACAGGCAACACUUAUAAGAGUUUUAAGGAAAUUUUUUCUACGAAUAAGACUUUCUUUGAAGAUUGCGUAAGAGAUUUUGAAAAUAUUAAUAUUUUAAGACAACAAUCUGCAGAGAAUGUAAACGAUACAGAUUGGGAUCCGAUAGAGUUCAUUAAUUUACAUGAAACGGACCCGAACGAUCAGAAAUGCGAUCUAUAUGGCGAUCAACAAUCCUCAACUUUAAAUAUUCACCAGCAGUACGUUAUGAAUAGUGACCGAAACGAAACGGAACAGGUACAAAAUUCAUUUCACACAACUGAACGAUCGGAAAAAACAAUUUCAGGAAGCGCGAGAGUUUAUGAACAAGACUUAGAUGAUAAUGAAUACGAUGAUCAAUCUAUGAUUGAUUUAGCCAGCGAAACCAAAUCUUUCUACGAUAGCGAUGAAAGAGAUGAUGACUUCUUAACGUCAGCAUCAUCUUCGAGCGGAUCUUUGCAAACCCCCAAACGAUCAUAUUUUCCCAGAGGCAUAAUAAAUCCCAACUAUCCAGGUUUUCAACACUUGGCCCAUACGCUCUCCGAGCAUUUUGUAAAUAGUUCGCCUUCCGAUUCCUACGACAGUGAUAUGUCCGAAUAUGAAAUGGAAUUAAGCGCCGACAGUUUUGAUAGUCUUGUCGAGGAGAGGUCACAAAAACAUUUGAACCUCUACAAUAAUAAUACACCGCAAUCGAUCAUGAGUCCCUUCAGCGAAGAGGAUACACGAUUAGAGUUUGUUCGUGGAAAAGAGCAAAACGAAGAGAAAACCGAAAAUGAAAGUUAUUAUCAACUUUGUACUUCCGAUGUGCGUCAUCGAGGACUUUCUCUGGAUGAAGCUAAUAAAAAUUCAAAUCAAAAUCUUAGGCGUGGAGUCGAUGUUAAAGAAUUGCAAGAAAAUUUAGAAAAUGCUUUAACUUUAUUGGAUUCAUCAACUUAUGGUCAAACCUCCAAUAAAAUACCCGAUAUAUCUAUUACACCGGAUAUCUUAAUUAAGAAUGCUCAUCUCACUCAUAUCGAAUUUGAAUUGAAACAGGAAAAUCGACCAGAUUUACUACGAGGCGUUAGUCCGCAACCUCAUCGUAAAGUUCUGACAGAAAACUCAAAGAAACCGGAAGAAACUAAAACGAAUCCCGUAAAAACUGAAACAUUUGCUUUUAAUGGCGGUUAUAAUACACGAAAUCAAGAGAUCCGUGAUGAGAUUUCGUUGGGCUUAACGCCGGUAGACAUUAUUGGUGACUUUGGUCAGGAGGUCGAACGAGAAUUCGGACUCUUAGUUAGUGGUUACAGGCGUCUAGUGGAUGCAAAAAUUUCUAACAAAACACCCACAAUUAUAUGCGCGGAAGAAAAGGUAUCAGAUGCUACUUUAUCUGUUGCUAAAGAUCAAAUCGAUUCAAGUAAAUAUUUAGAGGCCUUUAAUAAGCGAAAAGAAGACCACAAAUUUCAUAUCUCGAAUGAUCUACCUGACGAUAACGCUGUAGAUAUGCCUGAACGUAUAUACUCUACCGAAUCAUUUCAAGAGCAAAUAAAAGUCAUGCAGACAAGCGCUGUGACCGAGAAACAAGAAAAACCUAGAUACCAGAAGUCCUCCUACGAUGAACGUCAAUUGCCUCCUGUGGCCAUUGAAUAUAAACGAUGUCAGCAAAGCGUACGCUUUAGUAAGAAAGCACAAAGCAAUGAGAAACCUGCAAAGUCUGGAACCAUAAAAGCGACCCGAAAUCAUUACACAAAACCGAGUAUCGCGAGUCGCUUGUUGCAUCCAAAACGAGGCAAUAAAAACGAUAAGAACGAUAAUACCACCAAUCGUAAACGAGAGGACACCGAAUUUCAUCAAUAUCAACAAUUGAUCAGCGAUAAAGAGCAGAUAUUAAGCAAUAGCAAAUAUGCAAAAUUAUCAUCUUGGGCUCAGUACCUGAAGAAUUCAGUUAAGGAUCAUAAUUCUCGAGGCAAUAGCGCAGAUUUGUUAUCUCCCAGUGCUUUGGACCUGUUUGAUGCUUAUAAGAUUGGUACAGAAAUUGAUACGGAAACUUUGCAGAAACAUUUAAAAAUGGCUAAGGAAAUUGAAAAAAAGAGACGCAAUGAUCGUGAGGAAAUACGUCGACGCUUGGCUAUGGGUACUGACGGCACAUGCCAGGAAUUACCGGCAAUGAGAUCAAUAAGUUGGAGACCAAACUCGCAAUCGCAAUUACAAAAUGACUUUACACGUGUUACUGAAAUUGCCUCCGAUACGGAAACGAAUAGUUCCGAUUCGGAGACGUGCCCGAAACUUUCAAAGACAAAAGUUCCCAAUAAUAGUAGUGCGACUUUUAGUGCGGCAACUGUUGCUGAUAAAUCUUUGCAUCCCUAUCAUGGCCGGCCGCUUACGGUCAGCUGUUCAAACAGUAAUAACACAAAUAAUAAUAAUAAUAAUAAUAAUAAUAACAACAACAACAACAACACUUUAAAUAAUCAAACGCAAAACACAGAUAUAUCAUUUGAACCGUAUAGUAAGGAAGAUAUGGAAUGUGAUUUUUUUACCAAACAAGCGAAACUACAAAUUGAGGCACGAAUGGCUUUAGCUCAAGCAAAAGAAAUGGCUCACAUGCAAAUGGAGAUUGAUCGGCAAAAUCAACGAGUAUCACCUAUAACCGAAAUAGUACGUAACUCCCUGCAAAAGAUAGGCAUACGCAUGAGUAAUGAUAAGCGACGUGUCUCGCGGCAAAUGUUAACCGAAUUAAAUAUUGCACAACUACAAAUACUUGUUAACAAUUUACAUACACAUAUUGAGGAACUGAACGAAACUCUUGUCAACUACUUGAUGGAACGUGACGAUUUUCACGUCAACCAAGAUUCUAUGCUGGUUGAUAUUGAAGAAUUGACGCGUUACAUCGGAGCAAAAGAACAUAUCGCCCAGCAAGAACGGAUAUCAAUAACAAGCAAAUGUUCAAAGUAGACAGUAAACAAUACAUACGCGUAAUUUAUUUAUAUUUUAUACACAUAACAUAUAAUGUGGUCACACCUAUUAACACAUACAUAUAUAUAUAUAUAU
Glossina fuscipes is the source of this 3596-nucleotide messenger RNA. It is a transcript of the gene Schip1, whose product is annotated as schwannomin-interacting protein 1 homolog. The record is from RefSeq and is a predicted model, not a curated record. NCBI's taxonomy places the organism in Eukaryota, Metazoa, Arthropoda, Insecta, Diptera, Glossinidae. Gene Ontology annotation, biological process: positive regulation of hippo signaling. Gene Ontology annotation, cellular component: cell junction; plasma membrane. The transcript has 10 exons. Bases 177 to 3500 code for a protein of 1107 amino acids.